GUGGUCUUGGCCGAAAACCAAAAGUCGUCUCGACCAAGCAUGGUCGCCUUGGUGUGACUGCCUCGACUCAUUCGACUCAAUUCGACUGACUCGACUCGACUCCUUUGACUAAAAGCCCAAGGACGCGAAGCCUCUCCCAAAAUCGAUCUUGUUGGAUCUUCUGUGGCCACAAACCAUAGCACUUUGUAACCCCCUUUCGACCAAAGCUUCGUUGGGCGAGGCAUUUGCAUUGAGACAGAGAAGGAGAGUUGAGGCGAAGAAGAGACUGCUCUUAUUAGUGGCGGAAACAAGAGCCUGCAAAGUGAGAAGAUCGUCAAAGAAGUUUUUAAAAAGAGAAACGAUACAGUUGCCAAGAUGUUUGGCGGCGCUUCUACCAGACGAGUCGUCCAGAGCUUGGGUGGUGUUGGAAUCCGCAGUCUAUCAUCAAGCCACGCAUCAAGAUCUCGGUUGUUGGUCCUUGGUAGUCAAGCGUUUCGAAGCUCUCUAGGGGGUUGCACGGGCAGCAGUUCCAUUUCAGCAAGGCAAUUUCUUGUUCGCAACCAGAAUAUUGCCGCGCGGUCUCUGUCGAGCAAUACAUCCGGCGACAACGAAAAAAAGGCAGAUGACGGGAAAGCCAAGGAUGGCAGCGAAGAAACUCAAAUUGUGCUCACUCCUGGCCAAAAAGUGGUGGCGUACUCUCGAUUGACCAUGUGGGGCGGAAUUUUGGCAUUUGCUUUGUGUUGCGCCUAUUACAUUGGCCGAGAACUCUUUCCAACCAAAAUGAGCCCCAAUCGCGUCUUUGAUAAAGCCCUUGAAGUGGUACGCAACAAUUCCGAGGUAAAGCGACGGUACGGAGAUCCCAUCAAGGGAUAUGGAAGAGACCAUGGUGGCCACCGCGAAGGCCGCCGCAAUUUUAUCGAGCACACGGAACGUGUGGAUCCGGAAGAUGGAUCCAAUAGAACUCGUGUCAGAUUCAAUAUUGAAGGACCUUUUGGGAACGCCUUUGUCUUUGCCGAGGUUUCCUCCAACAUGCCUUCGGGGGAAUUUGUCUAUGUGCUGGUGCAAGACAAGUCCAAUGCUCGUCGUGUUCAAACUGUAAUCGACAAUCGAGCAGCAUUGACUGCCUCCCGUCUUGCUGGUGGAAACAAAGAAAGCAUGGCUGCCAUGUCGCAACUGCUUGGUGGAGGAAAGAGAAGUAACUAAGGCCACCUACAUACGGUACUUUCUUCAUGAUCUUCUUUUUUAAAAUGGCUUGAUAUUAAUCCAAUCGCAUCGUUCCGUUGGUGGAUGCGUGGGUGCGUGUAUGGACUACCGUAAUGUCGGGAAGGAAGUUGAUCACACGCAGCACUCUGCUCUCGUCAUUCGACGGCUCCAUCUUUCGGGACAGAUUGAAUCAAUCACACAUGUUCUUGCGUAGGACGUACAUGUCGUAUCUCUUGUACCAUGGUGGUUUUAUCAUCAAUUCUUGCAAAGCAAAAAUUGUCCAUAUUUGGUUCCUCUUUCCGAGCAUCGACACGUCCCAGACCUUUGGUUUUCAUUGGCGGCUAGCUAUAACUUCAUCUAAAAGGAUAGGUGAACCUGAGCCCAAUCGAAUUUACAUGUCCGGU
This is a messenger RNA of Seminavis robusta, 1586 nucleotides long. The record is from the annotation of a GenBank genome assembly. Lineage: Eukaryota; Bacillariophyta; Bacillariophyceae; Naviculales; Naviculaceae.